Triticum dicoccoides is the source of this 852-nucleotide messenger RNA. Its product is annotated as ethylene-response factor C3-like. The record is from RefSeq and is a predicted model, not a curated record. Gene Ontology annotation, molecular function: DNA binding; DNA-binding transcription factor activity. The coding region runs from base 1 to 852 and encodes 283 amino acids. Gene Ontology annotation, biological process: regulation of DNA-templated transcription; ethylene-activated signaling pathway. NCBI's taxonomy places the organism in Eukaryota, Viridiplantae, Streptophyta, Magnoliopsida, Poales, Poaceae. The transcript has 2 exons.
AUGGUGCCUCUCGGAAACGGCUUCCGGAAAGGGAAAAAGAAACGUGCUCCAUUUCCAUCCCGGCUGCUCCUCAAUCAGGGCGAUAUGUACUACUACUGCACCGGCUGCACCGAUCCCUCCUGCUCCUCAAUCUCAUCUCUGGACUCGUUUCCAUCCCACGACUUGAGCAGCGAUGAGAUGGCUGAAACAAGGCUGCAGAGCUCAGCUGGCCUGGCCGCCGCUGCCGCUCCAGCUUCUUGGAAUCAUUUCCAGGCCGGAUGCAUGGGCGCCGCUGCUAAUAGUAAUCCCUCCCCCAGCUCCUCCUCCUCCUCCUUCUCGUCCUUGGACUCGUUUCCCUCCGACAUGAGCAGCGGCGAGACGGUUGGCGCCGAAACGAGUCCUCGGCGCAAGAGGCCAGCAGCGUCGGCUGCGCCGUCCUACAUCGGCGUGCGCGCACGGCCGUGGGGGCGGUUCGCGGCGGAGAUCCGGGACUCCACGCGGGGCGGGGCGCCGGUCUGGCUGGGCACCUUCGGCACCGCCGAAGCCGCCGCCAUGGCCUACGACCAGGCAGCGCUCUCCUCGCGGGGCGUGGCCACGGCGCUCAACUUCCCACUGGAGAGCGUCCAGGAGUCGCUCUGCGCCCUCGGCGCCACGUCCACGGGCAUGGACGGAUCGCCCGUUCUGGCGCUCAAACGGCGCCACUCCAAGAGAAGAAGGCGCAACAAGGCCGAGAUAGCGAACGACGCGGCGACGGCCAGGAUGAGGAAGAACAAGACGAUGGCCAUGCAGGAGCGGCCCGUCGUGGAGCUGGAGGACCUCGGCGCCGACUACCUGGACGAGCUUCUCAGGAUUACGUGUGGUACAGCUUACUAG